AUAUACGCUCGUGUGUAACGGUUGAAGAUUUAACGCUAUUUAUCACGCGAUACCGCGAUUGACAGCUUAAUAUUUUAUCGAAAAUAUAACUUUGUUUUGAAAAAACAGCCUCCCUAAGGCUCAGAUAUAAGCAAAUGCAAAACAUUGUUUUCGAGAUUUGAAAAAAAUUGUAACCGCUAGGCUAGUGGAAGUUCGACGAUAGGAUGAGAGGGUUUCUUGCGAGGCGACGCAGUGGCGCGAAUGGAGGCGCAAGGUGAAGCAUGGCGGCGGCGCUGGCGCUGGUGGUGGCGUUGGCGGCGGCAGCGGCGGCUUGCCCGGCUACGGUGCCGCCAGCCUGCGCCUGCGCCGAGGGCGGAGCGCGGCUCUCGUGCCGGGCCGCCGGCCUACACGCGCUGCCGCCGCUGCACGAACGCCUCCUUGUCCUGGACGUCUCCAGCAACAACAUAAGCGCGCUGCCGCCGGACGCGCUGCAACCCGCCGCCGGCCUGCGCGACCUAAACCUAUCAGCGAAUCGGUUGGAGCUCGUGUCAGCGGGCGCUCUAAGGGGCGCGGCGCUCGCGCGGAUAUGGCUGGACCGCUGCGGGCUCACGCGACUUCCUCCGAUGAGACUCCCUCGAUUGCAUUACUUAUCAGCGGAGGAUAACGAGAUAUCAGAGUUGGACGCGGCGUCGCUCGAGGAGGCGGGCGCCCUGCGCGUGCUUCGGCUCUCGCGCAACCGUCUGCGCGCCGUGCCCGCCGCCGCGCUCGUGCAGACCCCUCGCCUGCAAGCGCUCAACCUGGCCGGCAACCAGAUCAGUGAGCUGACGUCCGCCUCGCUGCCUCCGCUGCCGGUGCUACACACCUUGAUAUUAAAGCGAAACCGCAUCACCCACAUCGACGAGCGCGCUUUUGCGAGCACCCCGGCGCUGCGUGUGCUGCGACUUGAGGAAAAUCUACUGAGCGAGCUGCCACCCGCUGUCCAUCUGUUACCGAUGCUUGAAGAUUUGUCCUUGGCGAACAACCGCAUAGAGCGCGUGUCACGAGGGCUGCACGCGUGCUCGCGACUCGCGCGCCUGGAGCUGCGCGCCAACCCGCUCUCGCAACUGCAUCCACACGCGCUCGGACACCUGCCUCGCCUUACCACACUCAUACUGUCCGAGGCUCGGGGUCUAGAUCGUCUGCCAGUACUGAACGGCUCGUCGCGCCUGCGGACGCUGCGCGUGGACCGCGCGCGCCUGACGCACGUGCCGCACGACCUGUGCGUGUACGCACCGCAACUACGAGCCUUGGACCUUCGAUCGAACCAGCUACAACACGUCCCUCGACUGCACGAGUGCGCGGAGCUUCGAGUGCUAGACUUGUCGGACAACCUGAUCGAGUCGAUCGGCGAGGAGGCUCUGCGCGGCGCGCGGCGCCUGCACGACCUGCUGGUGGCGCGCAACCGCCUGCGCCGCGUGGCCGCCGACACCUUCCUGCACACGCCGCGCCUGCAGCUGCUAGAUCUCGAGGACAACCAAAUAGAACACAUCGACAUGGAAGCAUUCGUCCCCAUUUCUAAAUUAGAAGAUUUGAAUGUAGGCAACAACGUGUUCCCCGUACUACCAGCUAGCGGACUUCAGCGGUUGCUGCAUCUCAAAGCGCACAACAAUCCCGCGCUGCGUCGCUUUCAUCCCCCGGAUCUGUUCCCCAGAAUACAGACGCUGGUGCUGUCGUACGCAUACCACUGCUGCGAGUUCAUGCCGCUGAUGGAGGGCGGCGAGGACGCGGGCGGCGCGGCCGACGCGGAGCGCGAGCAGUUCAGUGACCUCGUGCUGCUGCCGCCCGCGCACGUCGACCUGGCCGCCUGGGCCAACGCCACCGACAUCUGGCCGCACUACCUGAACGCGACCGGGGAGAGCGGAUCCCGACUGGCCGCGGUGGGCUGGGGCGACGUGGGUGCGGCCGAACUGAGGCUCCCUGGGACUCGUCGAGUUCGUUGCCUGCCGCUGCCGGGUCCAUUUCUACCAUGCGUAGAUUUAUUCGAUUGGUGGACGUUACGAUGUGGAGUGUGGGCCGUGUUUCUGUUGGCGCUGUUGGGCAACGGCACAGUCGUUUUCGUGCUCGUGUUCAGCCGAAGCCGAAUUGAUGUUCCUCGAUUUCUCGUUACGAAUUUGGCGGCCGCAGAUUUUUUUAUGGGCAUUUAUUUAGGUUUUUUAGCCGUGGUGGACGCGGGAACACUGGGCGAGUUUCGCGCGCAUGCUAUCGCAUGGCAGAUGUCCGGAGGCUGCAGACUCGCGGGCUUCCUCGGCGUGCUGUCCUCCGAGCUGUCGGUGUACACGCUGGCCGUCAUCACUCUGGAACGCAACUACGCCAUCACGCACGCCAUGCACCUCAAUAAGCGGCUGUCCCUGCGACACGCGGCGGUGGUGAUGGCAGCCGGCUGGGCUUUUUCUCUCGCCGCGGCCGCACUUCCUCUUCUGGGUAUUUCUGACUAUCGUAAAUUUGCCGUGUGCCUUCCAUUCGAGACGAGCACGCCCGCCGCACUCAGCUAUGUUGUCACCUUACUUAUCAUAAAUGGACUGGCCUUUUUGGUUUUGCUCGGAUGCUACCUCAAGAUGUACUGUGCGAUCCGUGGCUCGCAAGCCUGGAACUCGAAUGACUCUCGUAUAGCAAAACGAAUGGCACUACUCGUCUUCACGGACUUUCUAUGUUGGUCACCUAUAGCCUUCUUCGCACUCACCGCCGCCUUCGGUGCCCAGCUCGUCUCCCUAGAGGAGGCGAAGGUAUUCACGGUUUUCGUACUACCUCUGAACUCGUGCUGCAACCCAUUUCUGUAUGCGAUCCUCACAAAACAGUUCAAAAAAGACUGUGCGUUGGUAUGCAAAGCGAUCGAGGAAUCUCGCGUCACAAGAGGAAUCGGGCGAUGUCGACACUCGUCGAACUUUAGCAACCGGCAAACACCGGCAAACACUAACAGUCUCGCGGAACGGUCCUCUCGCGGUCAGCAUGGAACCACCUGUGCCUGUCGACGACUCCUGCCCGCCGGCGGAGCCACCGCCGGUGCCGGCACCGCCGCCGUCAGCGAGGCGGGCAGCGAGCGACUGCUACGCUGGCUGCGGGCGUGCGGGCGCCGGUCGGCCGCGCCCGCGCCCCCCGCGCCCCGCCAGCCUCCGGCGCCGCCCGCCCGCACCGGUUCCGUAUCGUCCUCCGUGGAGUUCUCGUCCUCGCGGUCCGACUCGUGGCGAACUUACGGCCGCCCGCCGCCUCCUCCGAGACGCGCCGCCUCCUGGCUGGUCGCACGGAAGACCUCGCAAGACUCUAAUCUGUCCUCUUCGCGCAACGACUCCUCCGGAUCCAACGCGACGGCAUCGACGGGCACGUGGCGCACGUCACGCUCCGGCGGCAGCGCCGCGACGGGCUCCGGCGGAGCGGGCGCGGCGGGCUCGGCGGGCGCUCCGGUGGCGGCGGCGGGGGCGCGGCCGCGGCUCACCCGGCAGCCGGCCGUGGUGGCGGACGAGCCACCGGCGUCCCCCGGCGCGCUGCCUCCGCCGCGCCUGCUGCACACGAUCCCGUCUGCGGCGGAGACGGACGCGCAGGCCGAGGAGCCGGACACGCGCUAGUGGCCGAGCCCCUGCGUCUCGCAGCUCUCGACGAGACCGGUAUCAGUGUCUUAUCUUACCGUCCAUUAGCACUCGCUCGAGGCGAGUCCCGCUCGCUUCGUUCGGCCAUUGAACUGUUGACGUUGGUCCUCCGUCGGAUCGAUACCGCUCCUAUGAAUGUAACGGUUGAAAUGGACGCUAGACUUUAUUACUACGACAAAUAAGUAGUUAAGUUUUGUACAGUAUUACACGACAUGACAAUUUUAGACAUAGGUAAAGUAGUGAAAUACAUUAAAUAUUUAUUUAGUUAGAUUUAAUUUUAUAAUACAAUUCUUAACAAAUAAAUUAAUUAACAAUGAUUCAUAUAAAUGUAUUUACAAGGGGUGUUAACAAUAACUGAAUCGGUACAAUAUGUAUAUACAUAAUAUUAAAAGUUAUCGUUGUAUAUUUUAGACGACACUUAGCCUUAACCCGAGUUGGACUGAAGCAGUAUUCGACUACAAUAUGUACUCGUUAAAUAAAUUAUAUAAAAUAUAUUAGACGUAAGAUAGAUUUUAUAUGACAUAGAUACUAGAGUUUAUAACCACUAGACGUUAAUAUCCAGUGAUUACGUUUGUACUGUUAUUUGCAGGUAUUAAACGUUUGCCAUAUUAUGUUGCCACAGUGAUCGAAGAUUUAGUCUUGUUAUAGAAAAAUAAAAAAAACUUAUGGGUAAAUACUACUACUAAUGAGUGUAGCCAAAAAUAAUGAUUUAAUGGGACAUUUUCUUUAACGAGUAAGAUCGUUAAACAUAAUAAUAUAAUCAUUUUGUAACUAAAAAUAUUAAUACGAUCCCAAAGUUAUAAGUCAUAAUUUUUUAAUAUGAGUAAAUAAAUAUACAAUAAUCCGU
Messenger RNA from Vanessa atalanta (red admiral), 4446 nucleotides. RefSeq names its product lutropin-choriogonadotropic hormone receptor (gene rk). The transcript has 17 exons. Lineage: Eukaryota; Metazoa; Arthropoda; Insecta; Lepidoptera; Nymphalidae. Gene Ontology annotation, molecular function: protein-hormone receptor activity; G protein-coupled receptor activity; protein binding. Bases 261 to 3578 code for a protein of 1105 amino acids. Gene Ontology annotation, biological process: G protein-coupled receptor signaling pathway. Gene Ontology annotation, cellular component: membrane. The record is from RefSeq and is a predicted model, not a curated record.